This is a messenger RNA of Ambispora leptoticha, 1602 nucleotides long. Lineage: Eukaryota; Fungi; Glomeromycota; Glomeromycetes; Archaeosporales; Ambisporaceae. The record is from the annotation of a GenBank genome assembly.
AUGGAAAAGAGCUAUGAAAACUCUGCAAACUCUGAUACUCCCACAAGGGGAUCAAAAGUUAAUUUAGUUGAGCAAGGGGUGGUCGGUGAUAAAACCGCGAAAAAAGGUUUUUGGGGUCGUCAUUGGUGGAAAUUCCUUUUUACACUCGUAUUAGCGUUGGCUGGUGGUGCGGUGGCCGCCUACUUCCUGUGGUAUAAACCAGCCCACGAUAAUUCCAACGCGAAAUCAGACCAUUCAUUAACCGGUGGUAGUAAAAAUAAUGAUAAUAAUGCACCUACACCCCUACCCGACCCGAAUAACUCAACUAACACUAACGGCAAUGAUGAUUAUGAUGAUUCGAACGCGCCAAAUAGUUACACGCCACCGUUAAACCAGCCUUUUGCUUACGGCAAACAACCAAUCAGAGGGGUAAAUAUUGGUGGUUGGCUUGUUUUGGAACCUUUCAUUACACCAUCUUAUUUCAAUUCGGGUAUCGUAGACGAGUGGACUUUAUGUACUAAUUUGGGGCCAGAACAAGCCAAUAUCACAUUAAACAAUCAUUAUGCCACUUUUGUUACUGAGGAUGAUUUUGCUCAAAUGGCUAAAGUUGGAUUGAAUCAUGUUCGGAUUCCAUUAGGAUUUUGGGCGAUUGAAGUCGUCUCUGGUGAACCAUAUGUACCGAAACUUAGUUGGGAUUACUUGUUAAAAGGUAUUGGUUGGGCAAGAAAAUAUGGAUUAAGAGUAUUGGUGGAACUUCAUGCUGCACCAGGAAGUCAGAAUGGCUGGAAUCAUAGUGGCAAGCAAGGAAAUAUUGAUUGGAUCGUCGGACCUAAUGGGACAGCGAAUGCUGAGCGUACUCUACGUAUCAUUCAAACUAUGGCAACAUUCUUCAAUCAGCCUCAAUAUCAACAUGUCACACCAAUGUUUGGCGUGUUAAAUGAACCUCGUAUUAAUUAUGAUAGUUUAACGUUCAGUGGAGUAAAGCAAUUUUAUCUAGAUGCCUAUAACAUUAUCCGCAAUAUUACCGGUACCGGCCAGGAUUUCACUCCUUGGCUCGUUUAUCAUGAUGGUUUCGUGGGACUAAAUGCUUGGAAAGGUGUCAUGCAAGGCUAUGAGAGGGUUGCAUUGGAUACACAUAGUUAUCUUGUAUUUGAUAAAAGUGGUAUGUUAAUGCCACAACCCAGUCUGCUCGCUUUCCCAUGUGCUAUAUGGGGAAAUGCACUUGCACAAAGUACCGUUGACUUUGGUUUAACCAUCACUGGUGAAUGGACCGUCUCAAUCGAUGACUGUGCCACCUACCUGAACGGAGUUGGUAAUAGUGCUAAAUAUGAAGGCGCAUGUUCCAAUUGUACCUGUGUUGGCGCAAGCGAUUACAAGAACUGGAGCGCGGACAAGAAAGCCUUCUACUUACAAUUUGCAUCUGCCCAGAUUGACGCGUUCGAGUCAAAUGGUGGAGGGUGGUUUUAUUGGACUUGGAAGACGGAGAAUCAUGUUAAUCCUACUUGGGAUUACCAGAUUGGUGUUCAAGAGGGAUGGAUUCCAAAUGAUCUUCAAAAUCGAGCACAGACAUGUAAACAACUACAGCAGCAAUAUCCCGGCACGUUUGCUCAGUUAAAAAAUUAA